GUUCCUGGAAUUUAAAAAAAAAAAAAAUCCAACUUCUUUGGCUAUCUAAGUGGAGUUUUUCCCAAGAUACUCUGCUGAGUUCCUUCAAACAGAAGAAAUAUGCAUUUAUUCUGCUUGAUCUAGUGACAAUUUCCUUGUAACUGUUUUACCUCUCGUAAAGAAUGGAGGAUUCAAGAACAACAAACUUAAAAGAUACAUACGGCGAGUGAGAAAUAACAGAAAUAAUUCUCAAUACUUCUUCUUCUUCUGAAAUCGUGAUGUUUCAAUUCUCCUGACAUUGAGCCCGUUCCUGAAAAUGAGAUUGGAUACAAUUGGUCUUCUCAGCUUCUUCUGGCACCUGACAGGUGCAAUUCUGGAUAUCACUCUGGUGGCCAAUGUUCUGAGUCCCUCAUACAACCACUUCUACCUGUCCUGUGUGACAGGUGAGCGGAACAUAAGCCUCCAGAUUGACAGAGACAAUGCCAUGAUCAAGACCACAUCUAAGUUCCAGAUAUACAGGAACAGCAGCAAGGAAGUGCAUAUGCGAGGUUUUUCUCGAGCAGGCCUCGUGGGCAUCACAUACUGCCUGGGGAAGUCACAGUCAGAGCAAACUAGAGUUGUUUAUGUACACAACGAUAUUAACGCCAACCUGGUCCCAGAGAAAGUAACCCACACAAUCAGUCUUUCCCAAUCAGCCAUACUUGUUGCCAGGAUAAAGAAUGGGAAGAAAACAGAUAUCUGGUGGAAAAGGAAUGGGACUUACUAUGACACGAUGCACCAGGGUGAGUUAAAGGACAGUAAGUCCAUUCUGGUCCUGUCAUCAGUUACCAUGGGUGAUGGUGGGAUUUACAGCGCCACAUUUAUAGAGGACAGCCCUUUGUCAAGUGCCUUCUUCAGACUGAUUGUACGAGGUUGUGCAGCCAAGAAAUGGGGCUCAUUUUGUGACAAAGACUGUCCUGAUUGCUUAAAUGGAGGCAUCUGCCAUCACAUUGUGGGAGAAUGUAUCUGUCCUCCAGGAUUCAUGGGUACCCGCUGUGAAAAAGCAUGUAGGGAAGGCCGGUUUGGGCGAAACUGCCAAGAGAUGUGUCCUAGUGAGCAGGGCUGCAGAGGCUUAUCCUUCUGUCUGCCUGACCCAUAUGGCUGUUCCUGUGCUGCUGGAUGGAGUGGAGUACAAUGCAACUCAGCUUGUUCUCCUGGCAAAUACGGUCCUGACUGUACCCUGGAAUGUAACUGCCAGAACGGAGGCACCUGCAAUCGAUUUAGCGGCUGUAUCUGUUCAUCUGGUUGGCAUGGGCAGCAUUGUGAAAAAUCAGACCGUAUACCCCAGAUCAUCAACUUGGAGUCUCACUUGGAGUUUAACCUAGGCUCCCAGAUCAUAGCUACCUGCAUAGCAACAGGCAAUCCACCUCCUGUACGUGAUAACAUUGAACUACGCAAGCCCGAUGGAACAGUGAUAAUACCCACAAAAGCCAUCAUGGAAAAGGACAUGACAACCUGUGAGUUUCAAGUCUCACAAGUGGUCUCUUCUGACUCUGGCCUCUGGGAAUGCCGUGUCUCUACUACUGGGGGACAGGACAGUGGCAAGUUCAAAGUUACUGUAAAAGUGCCUCCAGUGCCAUUAUCCCCUCCCAAACUUCUGGCCAAGAAGAGCCAACAGCUGGUGAUAUCCCCUGUGGGGCCUGUGGCAGGUGAUGGACCCCUCAUCUCCAUCAAAGUCCUAUAUAAACCCCAAAUUGGAAGUAGCUGGUCAUCUAUUGAAGCAGUUGAUAACAUCCAAAACAUCACUCUCAUGAACCUGCGACCUGUCACGGCCUAUAUUGUAAAGGUUCAGCUGACACGGCCUGGAGAGGGAGGUGAAGGUGCCACAGGCCCAAGUGCUGUCAUGGCAACAGAUUGCAAAGAGCCAACAGCCAAACCUGUAAUUGAACGCUCAAUUAUUGAAGGGAGCAACAAUCUACGUGUCAACUGGAAUUUGCCCAAAACUGAUAAUGUGGGGUCAGGAUUUCUUGUCCGGGUCUAUGAUGCAGCCAAAGAGCUUGUUCAUCAAGAAAACGUUACUUCCAUGAUUGUGCAGUCAGCAUAUAUUCCGAACCUCAAGUUCAAGGAGAACUAUAACCUAGAAGUAAUGGUCUAUCACUGUACCAGCUUGGGACCACCAUCUGAUCUCCACCCAUUCAAGAUCAACAGUAAAGGACCCUCAUCGCCACGCUCUCUCUUGGUGAACCCUCUCGCUGAUAACUCCAUCAGGCUAUCCUGGCUAGCUCCUGAAUACUCUAAUGGGGGCAUCAACAAAUACAUUGUAGAGGUGCAGCAGCUGGGAGGCAGCAGUGAUCCACAAUGGAUAGACACAGAGAAUGGCAGGGAUACCACAAAGAUUAUCACAGGGCUUAAUGCCAGCACAAUCUACCAGUUUCGGGUGCGAGCCAAGUCUUACGUGCUGGGCGAGUGGAGCCAGCCCGCGAGAGCUGAAAUCCUGGGUGAUGGAGCCCUGAGCCAAGUGCCUACUCUAGAAAGUAAAAACUUACCUCCAAGUCUCAUGGACCAGCAAUUGAUAUUAGCCAUCGUUGGCUCUGUCUCUGUCACCUGCUUGACCAUAUUGUUUGCUCUCCUGGCCCUUUUCCUCAUCAAGAAGAAUUGUUUUCAUCGCCGCCGCACCUUUACCUACCAGUCUGGCUCAGGAGAAGAAACUAUUCUGCAAUUCAACUCAGGCACCCUGACCCUGACCCGCCGGCCCAAACCACAGCCUGAGCCACUCAGCUAUCCCAUCCUGGAGUGGGAAGACAUCAAGUUUGAGGACAUGAUAGGGGAAGGGAACUUUGGACAAGUCAUACGAGCCAUGAUCAAGAAAGAUGGGCUGAGAAUGAAUGCUGCCAUCAAGAUGCUGAAAGAAUUCGCCUCUGAGAAUGAUCACCGGGAUUUUGCUGGAGAACUUGAAGUUCUUUGCAAGCUGGGGCAUCAUCCCAAUAUCAUCAACUUGCUGGGAGCCUGUGAGAACAAGGGUUACCUAUACAUCGCUAUUGAAUAUGCACCCUAUGGGAAUUUGCUAGACUUCCUACGCAAAAGCCGAGUGCUGGAGACAGAUCCUGCCUUUGCCAGAGAGCAUGGGACAGCCUCAACCCUCACAUCCCAGCAACUCUUGCAGUUUGCAUCUGAUGUAGCCAAAGGCAUGCAAUAUCUGAGUGAAAAACAGUUUAUCCAUCGAGACCUGGCUGCCAGAAAUAUAUUGGUUGGUGAAAACUUGACCUCCAAGAUUGCUGAUUUUGGUUUGUCCCGAGGAGAAGAAGUUUAUGUAAAGAAGACAAUGGGACGUUUACCGGUUCGUUGGAUGGCUAUUGAAUCCUUGAAUUACAGUGUAUACACAACUAAGAGUGAUGUGUGGUCUUUUGGGGUCCUUUUGUGGGAAAUUGUGAGCUUGGGAGGGACACCAUAUUGUGGCAUGACGUGUGCAGAGCUUUAUGAAAAGUUACCGCAAGGAUACCGCAUGGAGAAGCCUCUCAAUUGUGAUGAUGAAGUGUAUGAAUUAAUGCGUCAAUGCUGGCGGGACCGGCCAUAUGAACGUCCACCAUUUGCUCAGAUCUCAGUGCAGCUCAUUCGCAUGCUAGAAGCUAGGAAGGCAUAUGUGAACAUGGCAUUAUUUGAGAACUUCACUUAUGCAGGAAUUGAUGCAACGGCCGAGGAGGCAUGAGGACUUAACUUUCAACUUGGCAAUAAAUAUAGCCCAGAUAAUUGGGACUUUCUUAUGUAUUUGCCUCAUGAUGAUGUCAACAAUUUAUCAUACAGACUGUGCUGGGCACAGUGUACAGAUGGGUGCUGUUAGUUUAGAAGAUCCUGCAGGAAUCUAACAUGUCAACUUUUCCUAGAGCGGAGGAGAGUACCUUUGAAUGGAUUGGUCCAAAAUGUGGAGCUUUUGAAAAUCAAACUUUAAAUGUAUUUCCUGUGUAAGAGAGAGGCCCCUCACUCCAAGGGAGAACAUUGUCUAAACUGCUCCACCAUACUGAGGAAAAAAAAUAUCAGAAGUUUGGGAUCCAGUCAAGGACACCAUGAUUACAAUGCACACCAUACAAGAAAGGACAGGCUCACAUUAUUGCAAAAUUCCUUGGACAGUAUUACUGAAAAGGUGGAGCAGUUGGCAAACAAUGCAAUUCCUUCCAGAACCCAAUUCUCCAAGGAAUAACAUCUAUCCAUAAUGAUCAGUUUUGUUAGCCCUAUUAACUAAUUCAGAUCAAGAAAGCAACUCCACAGG
This is a messenger RNA of Notechis scutatus (mainland tiger snake), 4222 nucleotides long. RefSeq names its product tyrosine kinase with immunoglobulin like and EGF like domains 1 (gene TIE1). NCBI's taxonomy places the organism in Eukaryota, Metazoa, Chordata, Lepidosauria, Squamata, Elapidae. Gene Ontology annotation, biological process: protein phosphorylation; cell surface receptor protein tyrosine kinase signaling pathway; multicellular organism development. Gene Ontology annotation, molecular function: ATP binding; transmembrane receptor protein tyrosine kinase activity; protein binding. The record is from RefSeq and is a predicted model, not a curated record. Gene Ontology annotation, cellular component: plasma membrane; signaling receptor complex.